Molecule: messenger RNA, 929 nt
Organism: Saccostrea cuccullata (small rock oyster)
Lineage: Eukaryota; Metazoa; Mollusca; Bivalvia; Ostreida; Ostreidae
Product: multimerin-2-like
Exons: 2
Coding region: 117-929 (270 amino acids)
Molecular function (GO): protein binding
Source: RefSeq, a predicted model, not a curated record
UACAUUCGGGAUGUUCAGGAUCAAAAUUUUAUCAAAGAAAUCCUAACAUUUUUCAGGAAGAUCCAAAUUUCGAUGUUUUGAAUCCAACGGAAUUUCCAGACGAUCAAACAAUUACAAUGCAACAGCUCAGAACUCUUCUUACGACUUUUCAAAAGGACAAUGAGGCACAGAUUACAAAACUCAGAAAGGAUUUUGAACUUACUCUAAAAAAUCAGGACUAUCGCAUUCAAAACCUAGAGAAGAAAAUAACCGAACAAGAGAGGAUUAUUUCGGAUUUGCAGCAAAGUUUUUCUUCUGUUAAUUCACAUGAAAGCCCGUCCGACAAUUUUAUUCUUAAACAAGAAGAAAACGUGAAUCACAUUCAUAAACUUACCGACGAAAUAGCAAUGUCUAAUGUGUCUUCCAUAAAGGAGGAAGUUAGGGUUUCCAAAAAUAAAGAUGUACAAAGUCUUCAAUCCAAAGAACAUAAGAAAUAUGAAAGAAAAGAUAGGUUGUUAUCCCCAGAUGUAAUAGCACCUGGUCCAGUGGUUGCCUUCUACGCGUACAUGUCUGCCAACCUCCCUGCCAAUGUAGCAACGCCUCAUCAUGUUCUUAUUUUUGACCACGUUAGAACCAAUAUUGGUAAUGGGUAUCAUCCUUCAACUGGAGUUUUUAUAGCUCCAGAGACAGGGGUGUAUGUAUUCAUGUGGAAUUUUAUGAAUGGCGGCGGAAGUUAUCACUCCACACAACUCAUGAUAAAUUCAGAAGAGUGGGGAAUAGUGCAUACUCACACUGCUCCAAACACUUGGACGCAGGUCACGGGUUGUGUGGUGGCCCAUGUAAAUAAAGGGGAUGAUGUUUUUGUGAAAACGUCAGGUUCUAGCUCAGGACUGAUAUAUAGUGAUAUAAAUGGGAAAACUUCAUUUUCCGGAUGGAAAAUUGAUUAUUAA